Molecule: messenger RNA, 6165 nt
Organism: Erpetoichthys calabaricus (reedfish)
Lineage: Eukaryota; Metazoa; Chordata; Cladistia; Polypteriformes; Polypteridae
Gene: epha3
Product: eph receptor A3
Exons: 18
Coding region: 106-3030 (974 amino acids)
Biological process (GO): axon guidance; cell surface receptor protein tyrosine kinase signaling pathway; protein phosphorylation
Cellular component (GO): neuron projection; plasma membrane
Molecular function (GO): ATP binding; transmembrane-ephrin receptor activity; protein binding
Source: RefSeq, a predicted model, not a curated record
CUUGACAUCAGCCGGCGAGUCUAGCUUGUAUUCUAGUGGCUGCGCUCAGAUCAGCGGCAUGCUUCACGGAGAUAUGUACCUUUCGUUCCCCUCAGCACCACCGACAUGGAUUGCAAAACCCCCGCUCUUCUUUUGAUCUUGUCAUCCCUCAUAUGUCGAGGAGAAGCGAGUAGCCAUCCCCCCAAUGAAGUUAAUCUGCUGGAUUCAAAGGCAAGUCAGGGGGAGCUGGGGUGGAUCUCCUACCCAGCCCAUGGGUGGGAGGAGAUCAGUGGGGUGGAUGAGCACUACACGCCAAUCCGUACGUACCAAGUGUGCAAUGUAAUGGAGUACAAUCAGAAUAACUGGCUGAGAACAAAUUGGAUUGCACGGAAUUCUGCCCAAAAGAUCCAUGUGGAGCUCAAGUUUACUCUGCGAGACUGCAACAGUAUUCCUCUUGUCUUGGGCACAUGCAAGGAAACCUUCAACCUAUAUUACAUGGAGUCUGACGAGGACCAAGGAGUCAAGUUCAGGGAACACCAGUUCAGCAAGAUUGACACCAUUGCAGCAGAUGAGAGCUUCACACAGAUGGAUCUUGGUGACCGUAUCCUUAAGCUCAACACAGAAGUGCGAGAGGUAGGCCCUGUGAGCAAGAAGGGCUUCUAUCUGGCAUUCCAGGAUGUGGGAGCUUGUGUGGCACUGGUCUCAGUACGGGUAUACUUUAAGAAAUGCCCAUUCACAGUCAGAAACUUAGCCAUGUUUCCCGACACAGUCCCCAUGGACUCUCAGUCUCUGGUAGAAGUGAGGGGCUCAUGUGUCAAUCACUCCAAGGAGGAGGAGCCUCCCAGGAUGUUCUGCAGCACAGAUGGCGAGUGGCUAGUACCGAUUGGAAAGUGCCUGUGUAAUAGUGGCUUUGAGGAGCGAGGGGCAUCCUGUCAAGUUUGUAGACCUGGCUUCUACAAAUCCUUCUCUGGGAAUAUGAAAUGUGCCAAGUGUCCUCCACACAGUUACAGCCAUGAAGAAGGAGCCGUGCAUUGCAAGUGUGAAAAGAACUACUUCCGAGCACUGAAGGACCCAGCCUCCAUGGCUUGCACAAGACCACCCUCUGCUCCAAGGAAUGUAAUUUCCAACAUCAAUGAAACCUCUGUCAUUUUGGACUGGAGCUGGCCUUUGGACACAGGAGGCCGUAAGGAUGUGACCUUCAGUGUGGUGUGCAAGAAGUGUGGUUCCAACAACCGCCACUGUGAGCCAUGCCGUGAUGCUGUCCACUUCUUGCCUCAGCAAACAGGGCUAUUCAACUCUACAGUCACCGUCACUGACCUUUUGGCUCAUACCAACUAUACGUUUGAGGUGGAGGCUUUCAAUGGUGUUUCAGACUUGAGCUCUGGCCCUCGACUAUUUGCUGCAGUCACCAUCACCACCAAUCAAGCCGGUAAGGCCCCCUCUGCAGUAACAGUCAUAAGAAAGGACCGCACCUCCAGGAACAGCAUCUCCAUGUCAUGGCAGGAGCCUGAACAUCCCAAUGGCAUCAUUCUGGACUAUGAAGUCAAGUACUAUGAGAAGCAGGAACAAGAGACAAGUUACACCAUCCUGAGAUCAAAAGGCACAAAUGUAACCAUCAGUGGGCUGAAGGCAGACACUACUUACGUGUUCCAGAUCCGUGCACGCACAGCAGCGGGUUAUGGUGGGAGCAGCCGCAAGUUUGAAUUUGAAACCAGUCCUGACUCUUUCUCCAUUUCGAGUGAGAACAGUCAAGUUGUGAUGAUCGCCAUCUCUGCUGCUGUUGCCAUUAUUCUCCUCACUGUGGUGGUCUACAUCCUCAUUGGAAGGUUUUGUGGACACAACAAGUCAAAAGAGAGUGAAGAGAAAAGAUUGAAUUUUGGAAAUGGUCACUUAAAGCUCCCUGGCAUCAGGACCUAUGUGGACCCACACACUUACGAGGACCCAUGUCAGGCUGUGCAUGAGUUUGCCAAGGAGCUAGAUGCCUCCUGCAUAGCCAUUGACAAGGUGGUGGGUGCAGGAGAAUUCGGAGAGGUGUGUAGCGGACGCCUGAAGCUGCCUUCCAAGAAGGAGAUCUCAGUGGCCAUCAAAACUCUGAAAGCUGGCUACACAGAUAAGCAGAGACGAGAUUUCCUAAGUGAAGCCAGCAUCAUGGGACAGUUUGACCAUCCAAAUAUUAUCCGACUGGAAGGGGUUGUGACCAGAAGUAAACCAGUCAUGAUUGUCACUGAAUAUAUGGAAAAUGGUUCCCUGGACAGCUUUCUUAGAAAGCAUGACGCCCAAUUCACUGGAAUCCAGCUUGUGGGGAUGCUUCGUGGGAUUGCUUCUGGCAUGAAGUAUCUGUCAGACAUGGGAUAUGUCCACCGGGACCUGGCAGCUCGCAACAUCCUUGUGAACAGCAACCUGGUGUGCAAAGUAUCUGAUUUUGGGCUGUCACGUGUGCUGGAGGAUGACCCAGAGGCAGCUUAUACCACUCGGGGUGGGAAGAUCCCAAUUCGAUGGACAGCACCUGAAGCAAUUGCUUAUCGCAAAUUCACCUCAGCUAGCGAUGUAUGGAGCUAUGGCAUCGUCCUCUGGGAGGUCAUGUCUUAUGGAGAGAGACCUUACUGGGAGAUGUCCAAUCAGGAUGUGAUCAAAGCAGUAGAUGAAGGAUAUCGCUUGCCUCCCCCCAUGGACUGCCCUGCUGCUCUCUACCAGUUGAUGUUGGACUGCUGGCAGAAAGACCGGAACAAUAGGCCCAAGUUCGAACAGAUUGUCAGCAUUCUGGACAAGCUGAUCCGGAACCCCAGUAACCUUAAAAUAACUGCCAACACUGCCUCCAGGCCAUCAAACCUUCUACUGGACCAAAAUAGCACUGAUGUCACAGGCUUCCGCUCCAUGGAGGACUGGUUGGAGAGUGUUCAGAUGGUGCCCUGCAAGGACAGCUUUGCUGGGGUUGGCUACAGUUCCUCUGAAACUCUAACUAAAACAGCUGCAGAAAUAUGCCUGACUGACAUCAAACCAGUGUGGCCUUCGCCUGAGCUCGACCUGGCCCUAGGAAUUUCAACACUUUAACCUCAACAAUCCCAGAUGGGACUUUAAGAAGAUGGGUGUCUCGAUCGUUGGACCACAGAAGCAGAUAAUAAGCAGCAUUAAAGCACUUGAAACGCACACAAAGAACGGCCCUGUUCCUGUGUAAGCAUGGACCUUCUCAGCUCCAGGCCACUGAGGAACAGGUCUGAGGGUCUCAGGAAGACCACAUAGCACUCUGAAUCUGGACGCCUCUAACUCUUGGGGGUUGCAUAUUGUUGCCUUAAUACAUAAAAAUGUCCAUAAGGGAGCAAAGCAGCAUUGCCUCGCCAACCCUGUUGAGGGAGCAUAGCCUCUACUUGCUGCACCAGAAGGCUGAAAGUCCUUAUUCAGAUGAGCGGAGAUAAAUCACACCCUGAAUCCCUGGGGAAAAUGUGCAGUCCAAUAGGAACGCAGUGUGUUUCUGUAAGUCUCAACUCAAAUCAUCACUUUUAUACAAAGGAUAUGUGGACCUGGAGAACUCGAUGCCCUGUGGAGCAGGGAAGAAGGACAUUUCUGGAUGAAUAUUUUUUUCAGCCAUAAAAUCACUUAGCAAUAAAUGAAAGCAAUGUCACGGAGGGAAAGGCCUGACCAGCCACUGGACAGCCAGGUCCCAGGGUCUGCCAGCAGGUGCAUGCAGGGUAGUAGCAAGUGGAUCACACAUUAGAGUAGGCUGGGUUGGCUUGACACUUUUACACACUGAAUUCCUGUUGCACCUUUUCGUUCAUUCUUCUCAUCCUGCAGCUCUUUUAACUCACCCACCCAUCAGAAAGACAAGUGCCCUAGAGCACUAGAAGCAGCUGCUGGAAAGCCUUCCCUCUCCUGAAGGCCACAGAACUUACAAGCAAGCAGGAGAAGAAGGGUUCUUACAAAUGGAGUCUUACGUGCAGGUUUGGCAGAUGUUAUUGGCCAAUUGCCCCUGAAGUGGACUUAGACUGCCCAUAUUUUGAGACUUGAAAUCCACUAUACUUGGUUAUUAAGGUCAGUUUCCCCACACCGAGGGAGGUUUAAUGUGAUCUGGGCAUGGUUUUGCAUAAUAAAAGCAGCCACUAAUGAAUUACCAUUUUGGUCAGAAACAUGCCAAAGUGUAUGUGUAUUUAUACACAUUAACAGCUACUUGUUAUGAACCAACUAAUAAACAUUUUUUAUCUUUGUAUGAAUGGCGAUUGCCUGUUACCCUUAUGCAUAAAACAAUAACCUAUUGUGUAUGACCUGAAAAGCUGAAAUGUUUGUGACUUAAACAGUACCAACUGUCAAGCUGUGCUGAGCAAUGACACCUUCAUGUCAUGUUGGAGUUACCGGGUGAACAACGUGAAAAUGUGGAAGUAUUGACUUCUUUAGACAACCACACAGUAUGGCUAGUUGGAGGUUAUUCAAGAAUUGCUACUCUCUCUUCAUACUGUCAGAUGUUUUUUGCAUUACAUAUACUAUAAAUGAAUUAUACAGUAUUAUUUCAUUUUAUUAUAGAUUGGUUUAUAGCUAUAUUUCCAAACACUUCUACGCUGCACACCAAGUAAAUAAACAACAGAUGUCAGCCAGGCUAAUGCUGAUCGCAACAAAGGUAUUCACUUUUCUUGCAUUUUUACUUGCAAACAUUUUAUGCUGUUUUAUGUUGAAGCUCAAAUUAGACUUGACUGGGAUGAGAACUAAAAUUCCACAACACAAAUAUUAAAGUUCCCAGGUUGGGAAGAAAAAAGUUCAUCUCAUUAUCCAAGAUGAAAGUAAGGAACUCGGGGGAAACAUGUAGACCUGAACUUCUUCCACUUGCUGACCUUUCAUGGCAUUUAACAAGGAUAUCAUAACAAGAAACGUGGCUGCAAUAACCGUGAUAAUUCCAGCACCAUCUUAUUUGGUCAUCAACAUAAACCAACACUAAAUAUAAAGGGCCAAAACGUCGGCUAGGUUUGUUGCGACCAGUAUAAGCCUAUUAUUGUGUAAAAUGGUUAGUCUGCAAGUUUUUAAGUCAGUGAAAAUAUUCCAGUGAACCAAAAAACAGUAGUAGGAGGAAAUACAACAUGCUCACAAAUACAUUUUUGUGGCAGUAAAGUUCAUAUUCAACGCAAAAUUCAUUGUUUUUAAUUGUGUACUCAUUUUGAGGUUCUGGGUGCUUCUUAAUACAUGAAUGCUUCAGCAUUAUUGCUGAGAUGUGAAGGAAGCCAUUUCAGCCACCAUGCUUCCUGUUGCAGGGUUGUGGCAUUUGAAAUCAAUAGUCAGUCAGUGGGAGAUGUUGUGGUCUCUUGAUGUUUCUUAAGUUCUCAAAUUUCAUUUUAUGACUUAGAGCAUGACAUGAAUGUGUUUUUCCACUCGGAGCUCAUGUUUAAAGAAUGGUUAUUCUAACACAAAGGGCAUGCCCCACAUUAUCCACACAUGCAUGUGAGACAGAAAGAGUAGCCUUUUAGAUGUAUCAAAAAUGGUUGAUAUAAUUCAUCCGCUGCCACUACAUACUUUAGCCAGAGAGGAAAGCUCUUGGGUCUGCAUCUCCUGGCCUUUCCCACCUACAACAGUGCCAUAUACUCAACUUAGAUACAAAAAAAAGCAAAGCUAGUUUGGCUUAUUUCAACAAGAAUAAGUGUAUGCCAUGGUCACCUAGUCAAGUAAUGCCUUAAAAUUGAGCAGAGUGCCAACAGGAGUCCAUUGUGUGAUUCACAGUAUUAUUAUAAUUGCUAACUUGUACAUAUGUAAAGAUAUAGUGUAUCUCCAGCUAGCCUCACACCAGUGUGGCCAUCACAGUACAUGUCCUGUGUAGACAUGGGCAGAAGAGACGUCCAGGCAAGUGAGCAAAGCUGCUCUGAACUGCCAGAAGAAAGAUCCUUUCUCUUCAUUAUUUAUUUCCACUCAACAUCCACUUAAAGGGUUUCCUUUCAUCUACAAUUAUUUCAAACAUGCCACAUGAUUUUUGUUUUAUUAUUAUUACUACUUUUUGUUAUUAAUUUGACCCUAUUGAAGAAAGUAGGUUCACAAAAUGGAUGGAUAGUUUGAUGCUAUAAAUCCUGAUUUUCAUUGUGUAUUAAAAAAAAUAUCCCUCAUAUAGGUUUUUUUGUGUGCAGAUGUAGAUUGCCUCCUACUAAUGUAAAAGGGUUUGUAGUGGAAACAUUUAUAUUUUUAUAAUAAAUAUAAUGAAAAUAUUUUUUACAGAAUGCA